Messenger RNA from Aphanomyces astaci, 1890 nucleotides. RefSeq lists its product as hypothetical. Bases 1 to 870 code for a protein of 289 amino acids. The transcript has a single exon. The record is from RefSeq and is a predicted model, not a curated record. NCBI's taxonomy places the organism in Eukaryota, Oomycota, Saprolegniomycetes, Saprolegniales, Verrucalvaceae.
AUGCCCCCGGCAAACCGGCGACAAGUGUGCGCCCGAUGCGAUCGUCCGCCGUGUGUGUGCUAUUGUGCAUUCAUUCCAUCUCCAAAGCUUGUGACGCAGUUUAAAGUGCAUUGUAUACAGCACCCGAACGAAUUCAAGCGGAAAGCGCUGUCGAGCGUACCCGUGCUUGGACACGCGUUGGAGUCGAUGUCGCUCGAAGUCACCACAACGUCAACCUUCACAGUCGGCGAGAACGAGUCUGUGUUGCUGCUGUUCCCUGGGUCGACGGCCACUGUCCUCACCAGUGCCGACUUGACACCCAACCUGACCCUCGUGGUGGUGGACGGCACGUGGAAGGAAGCCAAGCAGAUAGUCCAGCGCGAUCCGACGCUUCGCGCGUUGCGUCGUGUCGUGGUGCAAUCAACAGCUACGAGUCUCUACGGCACCCUUCGAAGGGAACCGAUGGAAGGGUGUUUGUCGACUUUAGAAGCCGUUGCAGCAGCCAUCAGCGUCCUCGAAGGCCAGACGUCGACCGAGACAACCCUGCUGUCCAUGUUUCAACAGGUGGUCGCGCUUCAACAAGAGUACGUUCAUGCGGGUGUCCAGCGUAACCUCUCUUUCUACGACGGCGUUCCCAAACCUGCCCGCGUAUUACAGGAAGUUGCCGUGACUGUCCCAGAAGCGCUCGAAGAUGGCGAGUCGCACUGGUACGAAGUUUACUUAACCCAACACAGCGUAAGCGGCAUCGCCACCACCAGCAACGGCGACCGCUUCUUUGGCACGCAUAGCCAGGCCAUUGGUUAUGUGGCGGCGUUGAAUGCAGGUCGCGUUCGCGGCCAUCGUUUUGGCGUGCGUCGGUUCCAUAUAUUGACCAAUCAAAGCCAAGGUUGAAAAAAAAUGCAAAAUAAUAUUUUUAUGGACACAAAAAGAAGGAUUCGGGGGAGGGUGGUUCGUGCGACGGGCGGGCGACUUAUUCGGCAUGGACGGCGGCGGCGUCGUCAAGUACUUUGAUGUACCGAGGCACGCCGUACUGGCCGUCGGCCGUGGGCCAGAGCCACUUUUGCCAGUCUUGGGGCCGCACCUUUUCAUUCUUGUCGUCGUACUCGAGCAGCGUCGACGUCUUCAUGGCCGCCAAGAGCGACGGGUAGUCUUGGUGGAUCGAGUACACCGAUUGGAAGCUCCCGACAAACGCCACAGGCACAUACCCGUCCACGUCCAUGUGUUGGCGCAGAAACGUAUCGCGCACGAGGUUGUCCGGGGACAAGAAGAACUCACUACGAUAGAGUUGCCAUCAUCAGACACACUGGAGGUGCAAGGCGGAGGAAUAACGUACAUUUGAGUUUUGGCGUAGUCGGCCGUGACCGCCACGUCGGUAGUGGGGACGAACACGCCGUUCACGUACGCGCCUUGGGUCGAGUCGAAGUUACGACCGCCACGGCCGCCGCGUCCGCCAGCAUUCUUCCAGCCGCGACCGCCGCCGCCACCACGACGAGCACCGCUUGGAGCUCCAUUGUUCUUGGCAUCUACAGUAUCCAAAGAAUACACAGUUGGUUGCGCGUUGAGCCAGUUGGCGACAACUUGGAUCGAGCGUACCGUUGUUGAACGGCUUGUUCUUUUUGAACGAGCCUUGGUCGUGGGACGAAGAAGUCUGCUGGUGGUGCUGCUGGUUACCCUGGUCGACCUCUUCAGCCUCAACCAAGCGGUACUUGACAGGUGUCGUCGUUGCGGUUGCUGUUGCCAUCGGAUUCGAGAAAGCACACUGUUCAACGUGAUUUCUAAGUUUGCACCAGUCAUGUCGACCCCUACCCCGGCCAGGCCAUCGACCAACAUUCUGCAACCGUCACUUUACUUAAAACCGAAAUAUCGGCCAAUCACAAUUAAACGACGCGUACAAAUAUAAAAGAAACCGAA